AUGUCCAACGACUCUGACGGUUCCAACGACCUUUAUGGCUUCGACUCGGACAGCAGUGCUAGGAACAUCGUUACCGAUGACGACAGCGACGACGACUCAGCUGUGGGCUUUGACGAUCGGGAGAGCGACGACGACACGCUGGACGAGCUCAACUAUCGACGGCACCCAAUGUACCGCGAGGACGCGCGAUUCGGCUAUGUCGGCAUUCUUCAUGAGCGCGAUCCCGCGACAGACCCGUUGUGGAACAGCAUCCGCGAGGCUGGCUUCGACCCGGAGGAGUGGGUGAUUUCCAUGCUAAAGUGCCAGCGACCGGUCCCGACCAAGCUGAAGCAGGGCUCUGCUGCUGCUGCUGCACACGAGUCUACUCCAUCACAGUCAGAGCAGGCUCCCACGCCAUGGGCGCUCGCAGUCGCAGAAGCCGCCAAAGCAGGCGUGCGGCCUGGCGCAUCGUGCUCCAUCUCAGAAGCGACGACCGCGCGUGCAUCGUCCAGCUCGGGCUCCAGCUCCGGCGUCGAGACGGCCGAUUCCAAUCGAGCCCCUCUGUCUUUUUGGUGGGACAUUUUUGAUGGAUCUCAAGACUUUCCCCUGGAUGGCUUUAUCCAAAACCACCCAGUGAACCGCGAGCCCGACUUUAAUCCACUGGAUGCGAGCCCCGAGUUUAACUGGGCAGUUGGACGUCGCCUGCUUCCUUCGUUCGUGGCAUCCAAGUCGGCCGAGCGUGCGCGCUUCUCGCAUCGAGGAGUCGCCAUCGACACCAAGUCCCGAUUUGUACGUCGCUGCCUGCGGCGUGCCGAGCGCAAUGCUUCGAGCAUUUUCAUGGUCGAUGAAGCCACAGCAACCUCGUGCUCAAUCAACCAGUCCAACAUCGACCGUCUCACGUUUCAUGGAGACCUGCUGCGCGACCCGACACUGCAGAUGGACUUGGUUGCGACUGAUACUGGCUGGGUGAUGCACUCGCGCCGCUAUACUCGGUAUUUGAAUGACAUUGAGAGCCCGCUCAUGACUGGCUCCAUUAUGGAGCUGUUUGACGCGCUGGAGACGAUUCGACCUUGA
Messenger RNA from Capsaspora owczarzaki ATCC 30864, 1053 nucleotides. RefSeq lists its product as hypothetical. The transcript has 4 exons. Lineage: Eukaryota; Filasterea; Ministeriida; Capsasporidae. Bases 1 to 1053 code for a protein of 350 amino acids. The record is from RefSeq and is a predicted model, not a curated record.